This is a messenger RNA of Durusdinium trenchii, 2075 nucleotides long. The record is from the annotation of a GenBank genome assembly. Lineage: Eukaryota; Dinophyceae; Suessiales; Symbiodiniaceae.
CCAUUGCUGAGACCCAUUUGAGGCCGAAACAAGAUCGCUAGUAGCAUGUCAAUGGGCGCACUUGGAUGUGUUUGUGGGCUCAUCCGGUGAUUCGAAGCCUUUCAAGGCUCCAAACUGAAAGCGCCCUGGAUCGAUCGAAUCCCGGCGUCAUGGCUUUGUCGCUUUUGGUGGCUUUGCUGACUACAUGGCCCACAGCGAUUGCCAUCCGUGUGGAUCGUGUGGAUCGUGUGGAUUUGCCGCAGAACUACACAGCUUAUCUUCACGACUUUGGCCUGUCGGAGAGGCGUUUGCAGGAGUCCGAUCAGCUCCGGAGCAAGCGCGAAGAAGCCUUCUGGCAGAGGCACGCCAGGGCCAUGUACCAGAACUCUUUGCCUGGUGCACGCUGGUGGGCAGCAGCCAGUCAUUUGUUUGACGCCUUGGACGAUGAGCUGAAGGUCAUGAGGGGCUACAAGCCCGUGGCGCCAGUGGCCCACGUGGCCAAGGCUUUGAAUUUCCUGCAGAUCACGACCGACUCGGCUGACCGCUCCAACACCUCGGCCGCCUGGGACAUCCCCCAGGGCCUGGUCUUGCCCGAGGCGAUGGAUUGGCGACCCAAGGUCAGCACGUCCAAUGAGGUCCGCUCGCAGGGCGUUUGCGGUGAUUGUUGGGCAAUUUCAUCGUUGAACGCCUUGGAAAUGCACCUGGAGCUGGGCCACCGCGGUGAGCCCUCGAUGGUGGGCCGUGUUGGAGGUGAUACCUUGGAUGAGUUGGUGACCUGCACUCCCAAUCGACACCACUGUGGUGGCUCUGGCGGCUGUGGUGGUGCCACUUCUGAGUUGGCCUUCCAAUACGUCAAGGAGCAUGGCCUUUCUCUCAAGGAUUGGUCCCAAGCCUCCAAAAGCUCUUCAGGCUCCCUGUGCUCCCAUGCUGCUGGACAGAGGCGUUUGGUGAGCGACGGCUUUGUUCGGCUGAGCCCCAACGUGGCAUACCCCUUGCAGCAGCUUGGGCUGUCCUUCCUUUUCUAUCCCGUCGCAAGUUGGUUGAAUGGAUACAGCGCUUAAUUAAGCAUGACUCCAAAUGGCUAUCGGAAGCCUAAUUACUGGCGCUCGAUUUCACCCGUUCUCCAAUGCAGCACCAUCGACUGUCGACUUGUAGAUCGAUUGACGUCACUGCGCCAAGUUGGUACCUGGACAUGGGGAGACUCCGUCCAUGUUAGCCCUUUCCAGCGGUAUUGUGGCGUUUGUCUUGUUUUGGUCCUGAGACUGCUGCCACCUUGUCGUGUCUCACGCAUGAAAAAUGGCUGCCACGUUCGAUGGAUGGAUGUGGAGACCUCCACGAGUGGAGAGGGUGACAGUGAGUCGUGGAGUGACUCUGGUGCAACGAAUGGGUGACUCUAGAGUUCAUGGCUCAAGUGCAAAGGGUACAGGUGCUUCAAAAGAAUUCCUAUCUCCAACGGUCCUUGUCGCGUGCCAUCUACUCUGACUAUCUUUGACUCCUUGUCGCAGGCUUGGUGCACGAAUGGGUUGCUUUGGAUAUUUUGGGAUCUGGAAUCUGGUCCUGGAGUCCUAGAUGGAUAUAUGACAUGUGCCUUCUCAUGCCAUCCACUGCGUCGAUCUGAACACCCAUCUGCGCUCGAGGUAUGCUUUGUCCACCCAGGGUCCCGUGGUGGUCUCGGCCGAUGCCUCGAAUUGGGAAACCUACGGCGGUGGUAUCUUCGAUGGCUGCGGCCGCAAUGCUGCCGUGAACCACGCGGUGCUGGCCGUGGGCUAUGGCCGUUCGCCGCAGGGGAAAUAUUGGAUCAUCCGCAACUCCUGGGGACGCGAGUGGGGUGAAAGCGGCCACAUGCGCCUCUUACGCUUCGAGGAUGAGAAGGUCCAUUGUGGCAUGGACUACCAUCCUCAAGAAGGCGUGGGUUGCGAUGGGGAGACAACUCCGGUUCCCGUUUGCGGCAUGUGCGGCAUCCUCUUCGAUUCCGCCUUUCCAGUGAACGUGCGCGUGGCGUAGCUGAGAGUAGCUGAGUAAGGCUACGUCACGUGUUUGGAGAUCAGGUUCAGCUGAAACCAAUGUGAUGAUUAGGGGCUGAGGACCGAGGAUAC